Molecule: messenger RNA, 1069 nt
Organism: Coccinella septempunctata (seven-spotted ladybird)
Lineage: Eukaryota; Metazoa; Arthropoda; Insecta; Coleoptera; Coccinellidae
Product: putative ankyrin repeat protein RF_0381
Exons: 2
Coding region: 113-1069 (318 amino acids)
Biological process (GO): positive regulation of transcription by RNA polymerase II
Cellular component (GO): nucleus
Molecular function (GO): protein binding; transcription cis-regulatory region binding
Source: RefSeq, a predicted model, not a curated record
CUGCCAGUUCAUUCUGUAUGUUUCAGUCGUGCACAUUCGUUCAAGUCUGUUGUUCAGUGAUAAAUUCUUCAAACAUUUACUUCAAUACUAUUUCUAAAGGAAACCAGAAGUCAUGGAGAACGACAGUACAAAUGUUUCACCUAUUGAAUUCGUCAGAAAUGUGAGAUAUUAUUGGUCCGUUGAAACUAUGGCCGAUUUUCUGAAGAAUAAGUUGCCGCACAUGGAUUUUCAUGUGGACACAUUGUAUUAUGAAGGAAAAACUGUUCUGCAAUUGUUGGUGGGUGGUAAGACACAACACAACUCCAGGGAGAAAUCAAUGAUGUGCCUUCUUUUGAAACAUGGUGCCAGUCCAUUGAAAAAACUUGGAUGCGGUGGAACCAUUAUUGAGAGUAUUUUACAGAACGAUGAUUCUGCCUUGAUCAUCGAGUUCUUGAAAUAUGUGGAGGACAUCAAUAUGAUCCAUGGCAAAAGCACCGCGUUGCAUAUAGCUAUUAGAAGAAAAUUAAAGGAUGUGGUAGAAUAUAUUAUUGGGCGAAAUGCAGAUGUGAAUAAAAGAACUUGGACCGGGUGUACACCUCUGCAUGACUCAGUAAGAAGCAAAAGUAUUGAAAUGAUGAAAAUCCUUCUAGAAAGCGGAGCUGACAUGGAAAUCAAAGACGUAAUGGUACAAACACCACUUCAUUUGGCUGUUGAGUACAAUAAUCUUGAUCAAGUCAGGACAUUGAUCAUGAACGGCGCGAACGUAAAUUCAACAGAUACUAUAGGAGGCACUCCUCUACACACUCUCUGUUGUUUAAGCUCAAUCAAUUUCGAAUUAUAUGAGUUUCUCCUACAGAAUUGUAACGUGAAUGCGAAAGACGACGAAGGAGCCACACCGUUGCAUUAUUUGAUGAGAUACUUACCAUUUAACUCAACAACAGAGAAAAGAAAAUUGAUAAAUUUAUUUUUACAAUAUGGCGGGAAUCUACACGAAUCAUAUGAAUUCUUAGGUACAGUAUUACAUGCUGCGGCCUUUUUUAACCCCUCAGUACCUUUUUUAUUUAUUUAUUUUUUUUAUUUAUUUAUUUAA